GAGCAGUACAUUUUCAUUCACGAUGCCUUGUUGGAAGCCAUUCUGGGAAAGGAGACAGAAGUCGCCUCCAAUCAGCUGCAUAGCUACGUCAACAGUAUCCUCAUCCCCGGCGUGGGAGGAAAGACACGUCUAGAGAAACAGUUCAAGUUGGUCACACAAUGUAACGCAAAGUAUGUUGAGUGUUUUAGCGCCCAAAAAGAAUGUAAUAAGGAGAAGAACAGAAACUCAUCCGUUGUGCCAGCUGAACGUGCUAGAGUGGGCCUUGCACCCUUGCCCGGAAUGAAAGGAACUGAUUACAUAAACGCAUCCUAUAUCAUG
Messenger RNA from Gracilinanus agilis (Agile Gracile Mouse Opossum), 318 nucleotides. Its product is annotated as receptor-type tyrosine-protein phosphatase gamma-like. The record is from RefSeq and is a predicted model, not a curated record. The annotation marks the transcript as partial. Lineage: Eukaryota; Metazoa; Chordata; Mammalia; Didelphimorphia; Didelphidae. Gene Ontology annotation, molecular function: protein tyrosine phosphatase activity. The transcript has 3 exons. Gene Ontology annotation, biological process: protein dephosphorylation.